This is a messenger RNA of Lentinula edodes (shiitake mushroom), 2799 nucleotides long. RefSeq lists its product as uncharacterized. Gene Ontology annotation, molecular function: protein heterodimerization activity. The record is from RefSeq and is a predicted model, not a curated record. Lineage: Eukaryota; Fungi; Basidiomycota; Agaricomycetes; Agaricales; Omphalotaceae. The transcript is spliced from 7 exons. The coding region runs from base 1 to 2799 and encodes 932 amino acids.
AUGUUCCUGUUAGGUCCUACCUACAUCUCCAACCAUUCUGCCGAUGUUAUUCUCUCCGACAUUCGUCCUAUAAAGCUCAGAAUCGAAUCUUUACGCUGUAUCAACGUCUUUUUGGAUGAAUUUCUCUAUGGAAUACUCAAUGCCGCCCACUCUUUGACCACUGACAAACUGCGGGCCGGUCUACUUAGUGUUCUUCCGACAGCUCUUGGGAAGGAAGCACUUCUAGAGGCCGAAGUGGAAUUAAGGGCAUAUUGGGAUCGGACAAAGCCUUCGAAGAGCGGAGCCGUAGAUGAUGAUACCGGGACUUUCAACCUACAGUGGGCAUUUGAACUUUUAAGACUCAAAUGCGAGGCGUAUUCCACUUUGAAUGAAUCAGAUGGUGACAAGUCCGCAGAAGCCAGACUACAAGAGCGAUUAGUUGGUACUGGGCCACCACCAAAGCCAUCUCUGAUUGCUCCUGCUGCGUUGUAUCUCACUGCUAUCCUGGAUUCCAGACACGUACUCUCGAAUGUUGGGCGUGUAGCCUCCCGCGACAGCAGUCGGACAUAUGCCAACAUUCAAGAUGUUUUCGUAGCCUUGUGCGAGGAUGAAACAGUAUAUAGUUUAUUCAAGUCGAUGGAUGUCUAUCAACAAAUUCAGCAGCUCUCUCAGGAACCCAAACCUCGAAGAAGCAAGUCCCUUUCACGAAACGACAAGCGCUCAGACCAAUCAUCAGGAAAGGAUUCCCCUUCGCCGCCAACAAACAAUCGUUUAUCCUUGGAUGCAAUGCCCCCUGGAUCCAAUCGCUCAUCUAUGGACCGUGCCAAGGGUAUGAAAAAAUUAAUCAACGGCAGAAACUCAAUCUCCAAUGAGUCUAAUGGGCACAAACGGUCAGAGUCCGUACUUAGCGACGAGACAAAGCAGACAUGGGCAGCAUAUGAUUCAAUUGAUGCCGAGGAACAAGCAUCGUUACAAGAGUUCGACGACCUCAUGAAGUCCGAUGCGACCAUGAAAGUGUCCUUGACACCGGACCGAUUGAAGACUAUGGAGGUAUAUAAACAGGAGAAGGACCAACGCGGCGGCCGACCUAAGCCACCUCCUCUUCCCACCGGCAAUCCCGAAUUGGAUUUACCUACUUCCAUUCCGCCACGACCGUUCAGGCGUCCUUCCGCUCCCAACGUAAGCUCCAUUGUUGAGGACGAAGAAGAGUCACCCACUACUAGGCCAACACACCCUCGCAUGCGACAAACUAGUGUCGCCUCACCUCCUCCACAAACAUUACUCAUCGCUAAUACUCGUGCUCGCUCUCAGUCGGCAGCUGCUCCUCCCGUCAAACGGAAGACAUCUAAAACCGCUCUUGCGUCGAGCAGCACCCCUUCUUCAGCUGCAAUCAUGCAAAAUCGCGAACUCCGUAUUCCUCAGGCUUUCGAUGGCCCCGGUAUUCCCCAGAAAACGAGGAAAGUGCAAAAGAACCGAGAAUCUCUCGACCUGGAUGACGUUAUGGCUGGAUCGGACGACGAAGAAUUCGAUGAAACUGAGAUCGUCAGCCCGUCAAAAUCAUUUGCGUCCUCCACCCCUAGCAAUAUGAGGGUUUCUGCAAGGACGAAAGAACUGAUGGACUUCUUGAAUGAUGGUCCUCCGCCAACAGGCAGUAAUGAUUUCGGGGGUCGUCCUCCUAUCAACCAUCCACCAGUUUCCAAGGCAGGUCGUGAAUUGAUAGACUUUUUGGCACAGGGCCCACCUGACUUUGGCCCACCUUCCCAGGCGGUGACAGAUAAUGGCAGUACCAAAUCAAAAGGCUCGGGAAGAUUACAGCGGAUGAUAUCAAAGCUGAAGUUGGGGGAAUCUGACAAAGGAAGUCGGCAACCGUCCAUUGACGAUUUGAGGAAGACGCCGACUACUCCGAGCUAUCACCGACCACCCCUGCUAAUGAAGGCUUCCAAUGGAAGUCUAUCGACAUUCGGAAACCGUCCAAUUCCGCCCCGUCCUCCCCAGACACAAAUGAUAUCUCCGCCCUCAUCACCCGCUUAUGAUCCUGCUGAUAUUUCCCCAUCUAUUUUCUCUCCUGCCGCUCCUUCCACCCCUAAGGUUCGCCAAACCUCAGAAGCAGCACCUACUUUAGUAGCCCCUUCUCAACCUCAUCAACCUCCUGUGGCCGACAAAUUGCAACAGUUGAAAGUAUCUCGCUCGACCUCUUCUCGCGAAAAUGUCAGAAGCGAGUUUGACCUUGAGGACACUAGGCCGCUCCCGAAAUCCACCCCCUCCGCUACUAGUGAACAUUCUGCACCUAAAAAAAUCGCAGAAAUCCAACCAUCUACAAUUCGAGUCUCUCCUCCCGCUAUAGAAACAUCUGUAUCUGAACGCAAAACCUUGUCGCCUGACACUGCUACUCCCACUCCUGGUGUUGCAGCAAGUGGGAUUGGUAUGGUAGAUGCACAGGACAUGAAGCGCCUUAUGGCGAAGGCUACAACUCCUGAAGAAUGUCGUCUCAUAAUGGAUAUGUUUAUGGCGAAGGCCGGCAUUCCUGUUGAACAGACGGAGUACGACGUACCGUACCCCUCUCCCUCAUCUGCCGAUCCCCCGAAUAGUCGCCCUUCAUCUUCUUCUGAUACAGCCCUCGAGAUAUCACUGGUCGAACUAUUCCUCGGAGGUGAACCUUCAUUGGACCCUCCUCCUCGCAAGAAGCGGUAUACCACAAAGAAGGUCAGAGUGGAAUCCCAGGCUACCAAUAACCUCCAAAAGCCUGUUGUCCCCGCUAGCAACGGCAACGCGAUACCCACCCCAAUUGCUACCUUUGAAAAGAUUGCGGGGGUGGAUUGA